This is a messenger RNA of Syngnathus typhle (broad-nosed pipefish), 11236 nucleotides long. It is a transcript of the gene fryl, whose product is annotated as furry homolog, like. Gene Ontology annotation, biological process: cell morphogenesis; neuron projection development. The transcript has 60 exons. Gene Ontology annotation, cellular component: cell cortex; site of polarized growth. Lineage: Eukaryota; Metazoa; Chordata; Actinopteri; Syngnathiformes; Syngnathidae. The record is from RefSeq and is a predicted model, not a curated record. Bases 432 to 9800 code for a protein of 3122 amino acids.
GAGCAGGCUAGUACAGGCACAGGCACACACAGGAAGAGCAGCGCAGAGGAAAUAUCGCAGUGCGUUGUUAAUACCUUGCACUAUUUUCCUCACCCCCUCUCUUUUUUUGAAGACGACAAGUUGAAUCCACUUUCCGGAUUCCAUGCGCCGCACAAAGGAGCCGGCGGAUCGGCAAGCGAGCGGAUCGCUUCACUCGCCCGGCAACCCCCGAACUUGGAGCUAAACAACCCGGUGGCACCUCCCGGCGGGGUGGCGUAGCGCUCGUACGACUCGGUCAGGAUGACACAUUUGGCCGCCGCCUGCGGAGGGUAACGGACGGAGCUGGCGUUGAUUGAACCCAAAUGGCUCGUGUAGCGAGCGGUCAAAUUGAGCGCAACCGUGUGAAAAUCGUGCCUUGCUGGACCAUGCCAAAGUUUUGAGUCGGCGCCGCCAUGCUGAGCCUGCAGGAUUCGGUCUUCUUUGAGAUCAGCAUCAAAUCUCUGCUCAAGUCGUGGAGCAGCAGCUCUUCCGCGCCGGUCAGCAGCAGCAGCGUGAGUAGACGGCGCGCCCCCCCCUCGACGACUCCCCUGUGGGAAAAACACAACUUCGCGGCCAUGUCCAUUAUCACCAUCGACCCCGAGCUCAAGCCCGGGGAGUUCGUCAUCAAGAGCCUGUUCGCCGAGUUCGCCGUGCUGGCCGAGAAGAAGAUCGAGAUGGUGAUGGCCGAACCGCUGGAGAAACCUCUUUCCCGCUCCCUCCAGAGAGGGGAGGAUGCACAGUUUGACCAGUUAAUAAGCUCUAUGAGCUCCAUAGCCGAACACUGUUUGCCCUCCCUGCUGCGUACGCUCUUCGACUGGUACCGGCGCCAAAGCGGCACCGAAGACGAGUCAUACGAGUACAGGCCUCGUUCCAGCACAAAGUCCAAAGGAGAUGAGCAGCACCGAGAUAAAGACUACCUUCUGGAGAGGAGGGAUUUAGCCAUAGAUUUCAUGUUUUGCCUGGUGUCGGUGGAAGUUCUCAAACGGAUUCCUCUUCACCCAGUGCCGGACGCUUUAGUACACGAAGUUCUAAACCUGGCAUUUAAGCACUUUAAACAUAAAGAGGGAUACUGUGGCCCCAACACAGGCAACGUACACAUCAUCGCAGACUUGUACGCAGAGGUCAUUGGAGUUCUCACACAGUCAAAGUUUUUAGCUGUGACGAAAAAGUUCAACACUGAACUGGAUGAGCUCCGGAAAAAAGAGCAGAGUCCCUACAUCGUGCAGUGCAUCAUCAGUCUCAUCAUGGGCAUGAAAUUCUUCCGGGUCAAAAUGUACCCCGUGGAGGAUUUCGAGGCGUCCUUUCUCUUCAUGCAGGAGUGUGCCCAGUACUUCCUGGAAGUCAAGGACAAGGACAUAAAACACGCCCUCGCCGGCCUCUUUGUGGAGAUUCUGAUCCCAGUUGCGGCCGCGGUGAAGAAUGAAGUCAACGUGCCGUGCCUGAAGAACUUUGUGGAGAAGCUGUACCAGACCACCUUUGACCUUAGCUCCAGAAAGAAGCACUCUUUGGCCCUGUACCCCUUGGUGACCUGCUUACUGUGCGUCAGCCAGAAACAGUUCUUCCUCAACAACUGGCACAUCUUCCUGCAAAACUGCCUCUCGCACCUCAAGAACAAAGACCCCAAAAUGUCCCGAGUGGCUCUGGAGUCACUUUACAGGCUGCUGUGGGUGUACAUUAUCAGGAUCAAGUGUGAGAGCAACACUGUCACGCAGAGUCGACUACUCAGCAUCGUUUCAGCACUUUUCCCCAAAGGCUCCCGCAGUGUGGUGCCACGGGACACGCCCCUCAACAUAUUUGUCCGAAUCAUCCAGUUCAUUGCUCAGGAAAGACUGGACUUUGCCAUGAAGGAGAUCAUCUACGACCUCCUAUGCGUGGGCAAGUUUCACAAAACCUUCACCAUCAAUCCCGAGAGGAUGAAUAUCGGCCUGCGAGCCUUCCUGGUGAUUGCCAACAGCCUGCAGCAGAAGGACAGUGAGCCCCCCAUGCCCACCACCAGCAUCAUCAUGCCCUCGGGGAACACCCUGCGCGUUAAAAAGAUUUUCCUCAACACCACGCUCACUGACGAAGAGGCCAAGGUCAUAGGCAUGUCCCUGUACUACCCGCAAGUGAGGAAGGCCUUGGAUAACAUCCUGAGACACUUGGAUAAGGAGGUGGGACGCUCCAUGAGCAUGACCAGCGUCCAAAUGUCCAACAAGGAGCCAGAGGAUAUGAUCACAGGCGAAAGGAAACCCAAGAUCGAUCUGUUCCGCACCUGCGUCGCUGCCAUUCCCCGACUGAUACCGGACGGCAUGAGCAGACAAGAUCUCAUCGAGCUCCUUGCCAAGCUGACCAUCCACAUGGACGAGGAGCUCCGCGGCUUGGCCUUCACCUCCCUCCAAGCCCUCAUGGUGGACUUCCCGGAGUGGCGCGAGGAUGUACUGUCGGGUUUCGUCUACUUUAUCAUGCGCGAGGUGACGGACGUGCACCCCACGCUGUUGGACAACUCGGUCAAGAUGCUCCUGCAGCUUAUAAGUCAGUGGAGGCAGGUGGCGCAAAGCAGCAACAGGAGCCACGAUGUGCAGAGUUCGAGCAGCAGCCAUUCUCUUUGUUUGGAGCGUUCGUUGCUGGGCGUGCUUCAUGUGGUCGAAGGUUUGGCAAUGGUGGUGCUCUGCAGCUGUCGCCCUGCCACGCGCAGGCUGGCCGUCAACGUCCUGAAGGAGGUCCGCGCGCUGCACACUGCCCUGGGCAUCGGCAAGGGUGAUGAGGAGCUGGCAAUAGAUGUCAUGGAUAGGCUGAGUGCCUCGGUGUUGGAGAGCUUCAUUCAUCUCACUGGUGCCGAUCAGACCAACCUGCUGUACUGUCCCAGCGGCAUCGACCUCCAGUCGCUGGCCGAAUGGAGCUCGUCUCCCAUCAGCCACCAGUUUGACGUGGUGAGCCCGUCGCACAUCUGGGUGUUUGCGCACGUCACGCAGGGCCAGGACCCCUGGGUCAUCAGCUUGUCCAGCUACCUGCGCCAGGAGAACCUGCCCAAGCAUUGCCCCGCCGCUCUCAACUACGCCUGGAUGUUUGCCUACACCCGCUUGCAGCUGCUCUCUCCUCAAGUUGACAUCAACAGCCCCAUCAACGCCAAGAAAGUGAACAGCCUGAGCAGCAGCGACUCCUACGUCAGCCUCUGGCGGAAUUACCUGAUCCUGUGCUGCAGCGCGGCUUCCUCGUCCUCGUCGCUGGCGUGCUCCUCCUCGUCCGCCUCGGGCUCCGUCCGCUGUUCCCCGUCCGAGACGCUGGCGUCAACGCCGGACAGUGGCUACAGCUACGAUUCCAAGAUUGUGGGCACUCCAUCCCCUUCCUCACUGUUCAAACACAUUGUUCCGAUGAUGCGCUCCGAGAAUAUGGAUAUCACAGAAUCUCUCGUGCUGGGACUUGGCAGGACCAACCCUGUGGCCUUCAGAGAGUUGUUAGAGGAGCUCAAUCCCAUCAUCAAAGAAGCUCUGGAAAGAAGACCUGAAAACGUGAAGCGACGCCGGCGCCGCGACAUCCUCAGGGUCCAGCUGGUCCGGAUUUUUGAGCUUCUGGCUGACGCCGGCGUCGUCAGUCAAAUAGCUAGUGGGGGCUUAGAUGGCGACAGUCACUCUCUAAACAACACGCUGCUCGAGUACGUGGACCUGACCCGGCAGCUGCUGGAGGCGGAAAACGACAAGGACUCGGACACGCUGAAGGACAUCCGUUGUCACUUCAGCGCGCUUGUGGCAAACAUCAUCCAGAAUGUUCCAGUGCACCAGCGUCGGAGCAUCUUCCCACAGCAGUCGCUGCGACACAGCCUCUUCAUGCUCUUCAGCCACUGGGCCGGGCCCUUCAGCAUCAUGUUCACGCCGCUGGACCGCUACAGCGACCGCAACAUGCAGAUCAACCGCCAUCAAUACUGUGCAUUAAAAGCCAUGUCUGCUGUGUUGUGUUGCGGGCCCGUCGCCGACAACGUCGGCCUCUCCUCUGAUGGUUACCUCUACAAGUGGCUGGACAACAUUCUGGAUUCCCAGGAUAAGAAGGUUCACCAGUUGGGCUGUGAGGCGGUGAUGCUGCUGCUGGAGUUGAACCCGGACCAGAGCAACUUGAUGUUCUGGGCUGUGGACCGCUGCUACACGGGCUCCCGCCGCGUGGCCGCCGGCUGCUUCCGGGCCAUCGCCAACGUCUUUCAUAACAGGGAUUAUCAGUUCGACACUGUGGUGCUGCUGAACCUGAUUCUCUUCAAGGCGGCCGACUCCUCCAGGGAGAUCUACGAGGUGGCCAUGCAACUGUUACAGAUCCUGGAACCCAAGUUUUUCCGUUAUGCCCAUAAAUUGGAGAUCCUUCGGACGGACGGCAUCUUGACGCCGCCCUCGCCUCUGCCGCACCUCUACUCCGUGUCGUACUACCAGCUCUCCGAGGAGCUGGCCAGGACGUACCCAGAACUCACGCUGCCCAUCUUCGCAGAGGUGAGCCAGCGAAUCCAAACGGCGCACCCCGGCGGUCGCCAGGUGAUGUUGCACUACCUACUGCCCUGGAUGAACAACGUGGAGCUGGUGGACUUCAAGCCCGUCGCGCGGCGCCCAGAGGACGCCGGCAGCAGCGAGGAGGACGAAGAAGUGCCAGAGGGCGACGUUAUGAUGGUCAACAGCCGGCGCUGGCUGCACGGGGAAGGAUGGGGCUCGCCACGGGCCACCACCAUGGUGCUCAACAACCUCAUGUUCAUGACGGCCAAGUACGGGGACGAGUUUGCCUGGUCGGAGAUCGAGAACGUGUGGACCACUUUAGCUGACAGCUGGCCGAAGAACCUCAAAAUAAUCCUGCACUUCCUCAUCAGCAUGUCCGGAGUCAGCAGCGAGCCCAGCCUCCUGCCUUACGUGAAGCGAGUGGUGGUGUACCUGGGCCGAGACAAGACCAUGCAGCUGCUGGAGGAGUUGAUGAGCGAGCUGGAGUUGACAGACGCCGUCAGCUCGGCCGUCGCCCACAUGGACAACCCGCCGUUCUACCGCAUCAGCUCCAGCUACAAGAUCCCUUCGGUCGCCUCGGGUACGACGUCCAGCAGCAACACCAUGGUGCCCGGACAUGACGCUCAUCACGACGGCAAGGGCAAAGAUUCCAACAUGGAGGACAGCGGUUACACACACCUCGACAUCUACGGCGGUCUGAACACCAACCUGAACCGCCAGCACCACCGCCUGGAGUCCCGUUACAGUAGCAGCUCGGGAGGUUCCUACGAAGAAGAGAAAAGCGACUCCAUGCCGCUUUAUGCUAACUGGCGCUUGAAAGUGAUGGAUCACAACCGCCCGGAGCCUUUGCCCUUCCCCCCGACGGGCGGCUGCUGGUCCCCGCUGGUGGAUUACCUGCCGGAGACCAACACCCCCGCUGUGGCACUGCACAGGUGUAACAUCGCCGUCAUCCUUCUAACCGACCUUAUAGUGGACCACGGCGUCAAAGUGGAGUGGAAUGCCUAUUUGCAUCUCUUGCUGCAUGCCGUUUUUAUCGGGUUCGACCAUCAGCACCCGGAGGUGUACGAGCACUGCAAGCGCCUCCUGCUGCACUUGCUCAUCGUGCAGGGAGCCAACAGCAGCGUUCAAGGCAUGGCCAUGGUCCUGCUUCGCAACAGGGAGUUCAACGACCCCAGGGUGCUCACUGUCAAGCCCCCGCCGCCCGAGUUCCACUUCACAGGCGUCCAAGAGUUGCUGCCCGACUGUCAGCCGUCUCCGGUGACGGACUCGGGCCUCAGUUCCAGCUCCACGUCGUCCAGCAUCAGCCUGGGUGCCGGCGGCUCGUCCCUGUCCCACCUGUCGCACCUGUCCCACACGUCACCGUCCAUCCUCAGCGAGGUGGACGCCACGGCCGAGAAGGACGAGAAGGUCAAAGCGCUCAUCGAGUUCAUCACCUCCAGGAAGCGCGGGCCACUCUGGAACCACGAGGACGUGUCGCCCAAAAACCCCAACAUCAAGAGCGCCGAGCAGCUGAGCGUGUUUGUCCGACAUGUCAUGAAUGUAUUCAAACUUUCCCAGCCAGGUUUUCAGCUCGACUCUCUGCUGAGCGACGUAGCCCUGCAGACGGCUCUGUCGUGCUCCUCCCGCCACUACGCCGGACGCUCCUUCCAGAUAUUCCGGGCGCUCAAGCAGCCGCUCACUCCCGCCACCUUGUCCGACAUCCUCUCCAGACUGGUUGAGACUGUGGGGGACCCUGGAGAGGAGGCUCAGGGUUUUGUCAUCGAACUUCUUCUCACACUGGAAUCUGGCAUCGACACACUGGCAGACACGGUCAAAAACUACGACCUCCUCACCGCCCUAGUGCAAACCUCCACUAGUGAUCAUCUGCUGGGGCCCAAAUUUGCGGCCAACAGGAAGAGCACGGGCCAGCUGAACCUGAGCAGCGGCGGGGUGUUCCACUGCGUCCAUAAUCGUAGCAACUCCUUGCGGACCAGCCUGAUGGGCGAGCGCAGGGCGGACCGGCGGCGCAGUAACACCCUGGACGUGGCCGACCGCCUCGUGGGCAGCCACGGCAACCUGGCCCGCACCCGCAGCUUAUCGGCGCUGGGCGGCGGGGGCCCGGGUGGCAACGGCGGCCCGGGCCGUGACGCCGAACCCCCGGUGGACCCCACCAACCUCAUGGCCACGGUGUUCUGGAUCGCCGCUUCGCUGCUGGAGUCGGACUACGAGUUUGAGUACCUGCUGGCGCUGCGGCUGCUCAACAAGCUGCUGGGCCAGUUGCCUCUGGAGCGGGAGGACAACAGGGAGCAUCUGGAGAGGAUCCAGGCCAAGCUCAAGUGGUACAGCUUCCCGGGGCUGCUGCAGCUUUUCCUCAAGGGCUUCACCUCCACCGCCACCCAGGAGCUCACCAUCCAGCUGCUCAGCAAGCUCAUCAGCGUCUCCAGGCACGCGCUGGUCGACCCUUCGCAACUGGCAGGUUUCCCGCUGAACAUCCUGUGCCUGCUGCCGCACCUCAUCCAGCACUUUGACAGCCCCACGGCCUUCUGCAAGGAGACGGCGGACAAGAUCGCCAAGCUGUGCGCCGACGACAAGUCGGCCACGCUCUGCAACCUGGCCCACAUGAUGAGCCUGUACAGCACGCACAGCUACUCGCGCGACUGCGCCAACUGGAUCAACGUGGUGUGCCGCUACGUGAACGACGCCUUCGCCGACAUCACCCUCAAUUUGGUCACCUAUUUGGCCGAGCUGCUGGAGAAGGGCCUUCCCGCCAUGCAGCAGUCCUUGCUGCAGAUCAUCUACAGCCUGCUGAGUCACAUCGACCUCUCGGCUGCCCCGGUUAAGCAGUUCAACCUGGAGAUAAUGAAGAUCAUCGGCAAAUAUGUCCAGAGCGCUCACUGGAAGGAGGCGCAGAAUAUUCUGAAGCUGGUGGUGUCCCGCUCGGCCAGCCUGGUGGUGCCCGACGACGUGCAACGCUCGUACAGCAGCGAGUCGUGCGGCUCGCCGGAAAUCGCUUUCACGCGCAUCUUCAACAACUCCUCCAAGGAGCUGCCCGGGAAGACGCUGGACUUCCACUUUGACAUCUCAGAGACGCCCAUCAUCGGACAUAAGUAUGGCGAUCAACGCACGGCGGCCGGACGUAACGGGAAACUUCAGAUGAACGCCGUCACAAGGAGUACGUCCUCCACAUCCUCCGGAUCCAAUUCCAACGGUCUGGUGCCGGUUAGCUGGAAGAGGCCGCAACUGUCUCAGAGAAGAACCAGAGAGAGACUUAUGAACGUUCUGUGUCUGUGCGGUCCAGACACUGGCAUUCCCAAAAAUCCAUCAGUGGUCUUCUCAUCCAGCGAGGACCUGGACUCGGUGGACCAGCAGACCAGUCUGAUCCCGACCGUGGAGGAGGCGGUACGAGAGGAGGAAUCACAGGCGGAGGAGAUGGGCAGUGAGCAGCAGUUUGGCGUCUUUAAGGACUUUGACUUCUUAGAUAUUGAGCUGGAGGACGCCGAGGGGGAGAGCAUGGACAACUUCAACUGGGGUGUCCGGCGGCGCUCCCUCGAGAGCAUGGACAAGGGGGACACGCCGUCUCUGCAGGAGUGCCAGUACGCCGGCAGCACGCCCAGCCUCAACCUCACCAACCACGAGGACACGGACGAGUCGUCCGAGGAGGAGGUACUGAGCGUUAGCCAGAUUCUCAACCGCUCUGGCCGCCUCAACAGCGACUCGGCCACGGACGACACAACGUCCAACCACGUGGACUCCCUGCAGCAGUCCCAGGAGUCGUCGGGCGGCGCCCCGGUGGACGAGGCCUCGGCCCUGGCGCUCCUCCGCCGUGCGGCCCCCUUCCCACGUCCGGAUAGCCCCCCUUUGGAGACGGCCCGCUCAGACAGCACCAGCAGCCAGCUGCCUGAGGACGGCGUCGGCGUGACCACGGCGGCCGACGAGCUGAGCAGCAGCAUCAGCGAGGACACGGGCUUUGGCAGCGCCCCCCCUCUGCCCCCCGAUCGCCCGGACCUGUGCGAGCUCCCGGACCCCCGCGGGUCACCGGAGCCUCAAGAGGACCUGGCCCCCCCUCCGCCGCUGGCCAUAGACACUCCGCCGGGGUCUCUCUGUGAGGAGGAACCCCAAACGGUCCUACCCCUGUACCGUCCGGCGGAAGCGGUGACCAAGCCGGACCUCGACCCGGACCUCGACCCAGACCCGGAUCCGGACAGCACCUGUGGCUCCGUAUGGGAGGAGGAUGUCACUCAGGCCUUGAAGGAGCUGGACGAGCGCUGCGAGGAGGAAGAGGCCGACUUCUCCGGCAUGUCCAGUCAAGAUGAAGGUGAGGCAGACUGCUUCCCCGAAAGCCAGGCCUCGCCGCCCCCGUCGCCCUUCCUCUCGGCCAUCCUGGCGGCGUUCCAGCCCGUCGCUUAUGACGACAAGGAGGACGCCUGGCGUUGCCACGUCAACCAAAUGCUGUCAGACGUCGACGGAUCUUCCGCCGUCUACACCUUCCACGUCUUUUCGCAGCUCUUUCAGAGCAUUCAGAGGAAAUUCGGUGCCAUCACGCACGCGUCGGUCCACUUCCUUGGCGAGAAGCUCCAGCGCAUGGGCAAUCAGUUCCUCAGCUCCCUGGAGGUCAUGACGUCGCACUCGCGGUGCCCUACCGUGCUGCUGGAUGCUGAGACGCUGGUGUCGUGCGGGCUGCUAGAGACGCUCAAAUUUAGCGUGCUGGAGCUGCAGGAGCAUCUGGACACAUACAACGCCAAGAGGGAGGCGGCGGAGCUCUGGCUGGAGAACUGCAGGAAAACCUUCGGGGACAAACAGAUCUGCCAGCGGCUCAACACCCAAGCACAGGAGCUGGAAUUGUGCCGCCGUCUCUACAAGCUGCACUUUCAACUGCUGCUGCUCUUCCAGGCCUACUGCAAGCUCAUCAGCAGAGUGGAUACCAUCAAGAGGGAGGCCGAGGUGACCAACAUGUCGGACGAGCUCAGCGCCCUGGAGAGCUGCCUGAAGGCGGCCGAGAGGGGAAAUGACAGCCAAGAGGACGUGUGCAUGCCGGACGCCGCGCACGCCAACACCGAGUCGGCCAUCCAGUCGCUGGUCGAGACGCUGAGAGCGCGAGAUUUCUGCUCAGCCCUCACCCAAGUCAAAGUCUUCAGGUCACUGUGGCCCAACGACAUCUUCGGCAGCGAGGGCGAGGACCCCGUGCAGACGCUGCUGCACAUCUACUUCCGCCACCAGACGCUGGGCCAGACGGGCUGCCUGGCCGUGGUGGGCCCCAGCCGGGACCUCUCCCAGGCCAGCGGACGCCUCAUGGAGCUCAACUUGCAGAUCCGAGAGGCGCUGAGUCGGGCGCAGGCUCCCGGCGAAGGAACGCCGUGAGCGGCGGGAGACUCGGCGCACAAAAGGGCUAGCUACUUAAAGGAUGCGCGGGGAUAAGAGACUUCUUCAUGUCGGAGGGUCGCUUGAAGCUAAGACAUUCCUCGGCAAAGGUUCGGGAAACUGGGCUUCGGGGUGAAAUUUCAGGGCCCGAUACAUUUUCCGCAAAGUCUACUUCUGUGCCUUACUGUAAGUCUUCCAGUACCUCUGAUAACACUAUUAGCUCAGUGGCCACUGAGCCUUGAGUAGCACAGUAACAUCGGCAAACAUAGUGCAAGAGUCACAGAAAGGCAGAAGUGAAAUCCUUGGAAAAUCUCAUGGCGCUAAGACUUGGGGAAAAAAAAAGUUGUGCUCAAGUAGGGAAACAUCGACAGCAAGUUGACCUGGAAAGGUUCGAGAGCAUUUUUUUUUUUUUUUAGAUUCCCAAAACGUCACCCCAAAGCCCAAAAUUCCAACCUUUUUUUUUUUUGAGUAGUGCAUCUUCCCCACCAAAACCUCAUGCAAGAUUCCGUUUGCAAUAAGACACACGCCAGCGUGCCUGGCAAAGCAGUGGGAUGAUAGAUUUUGGUUUUAUUUUGUGCUUUUUUUUUUUUUUUUUUUUUUUUUUUUUGUCCUACCCUGCACGCCAAUCGAUAACGCGUUCAUAAGCAAAGAAAAAAAAAAGCAUGCUUGGAAAAAAAAAAUAGAUGAAAAGCAGAGUAUUUUUUGGGGGAGAAAUGUAUUUUUUAUGAUUCAGAGCUGAACCUCCUCGGUUGUAAAUGUUGGGCUAUUUAACGCGCGAGCGCCUGUGGGGAAAUCCUCAGGGAAGUCAGUUGUAAAAAGAGAAACGUAUAUAGAGAUCUGAAUAUAUCUGCCCCCACCCCCCCCUCAACGGCUAUUAAUCACCCUUUUAACCAAAUAAGCAGCUGCCUUUAGAGGUUGUGACGCAUAGAUAUACACGCGGACACGACUCGUAACUUAUUUUACUCUGUAUAUAUUUUAGAACAUGUCAAAGCAGUUUUUUUUUUUUUGGUCCUCCUUCCUUGUACUCUAAUGCACUGCAGAGGACGCCAUGCUCAUGUGAUGAGUCAUUCAUAACCCAAACUUUGUUUUUUCGAAUUCCACGCUGGGAUGAACUGCCUUUUUUUUUGUGAUGUCACAGCAGAGAGAAGGAAAAGAGGUGUGGGCUGGACUGUAGCAUCCAUAUCCCACCUCACAUUUCUUCAACCUCGGAAUCCAAAGAUGGAGAUGUUUUCCAUUUGUCCGCCAAGCAAGUAGAACAUUUCUCCCCUGUCGGUCACUGCUUGUCUGGUACAUUCUGAAUGCUGUUUAUUAUUUAAAAACUUUUUUUUCUUCACAUGGGAGAGCUUUGAUUUUAGAGGCACAUUUUUUGGGGAGGUUUUGUUCACUCACAUUACCAGCCUUCUCUCUGGAUGAAUAAAGAUCUAAUCAUACAUUCA